Molecule: messenger RNA, 9758 nt
Organism: Xyrichtys novacula (pearly razorfish)
Lineage: Eukaryota; Metazoa; Chordata; Actinopteri; Labriformes; Labridae
Source: the annotation of a GenBank genome assembly
GAGGAUCACCUGAACGCGUCACAAACCAAGCUCGCUAGCUGUCCUAGCCUGCGCAGAGAUGAUGCACAGUGAGUGCACCUGUGUCAUUUCCCUGAAAGACAAGCGACUUCUCAGCUGGCGUUGAACAUAACAGAUGUCUUAAUUUAUUUAUUCCAAUGAGCAAAACAGCGGGAGUAAUCUGAAAGAGUUCAAAUUGUGCUGCGGUUUGCUGUAAGGUAAUGUUGCAUUGUUAUAAAUUGCUCAUAUGUCAACAUUAGCAAGUUAAGGCUGCUCUGUAGUUUGGCCAUGAGUAUAGACUGUAUUACCUUUAUUUACAUUUGACCAGCUGUGUUAUCAGCAACCGUUUUCACAUUUUCUGUUUCGACACAUUACUGUUGGGACUCGGAAUUAUGUCCACAAAAUGGGUAAUUACAUUUAGCUUUGCGUUUUGUUGUUAUUUUACAAAUAUAGGCCUAAAUGCCUUGAAAUUCUUUCUUCAAUGGAGUAACCGAUACCGUACAAAACAAGGAUCCUCAAACAAGCCUCGAUAUAAUUUGUCAUUUCCUCAUAUAAAGAGAGUCUAGAUUUACAGCUUGGUUGCUGUCUUCUAUUAUUUGGGCAGACAUCUUUGGUAUAACUAUUUACUAUCAGCCCAGAUGAAGUUGUGGUGUCAGGUUUGUGUAUAGACAACAAAACAAAUUAAAAUAAUCUUAAGAGUAGAACAUCAGGGAAGUUCCUAUUUGGGAAGCAAACUAUUUCUCUGGUUACUGGCCUCUGCAGUAACAAAGUCAGUGUGAACUUUGGACCUUGACCCAUUUUCCAAACUGAAGCUGACCUUAUGAGAGGUAUGAUCCAGCACAUGAUAAGCCAAAAAUAAUAUUGGUUUAUUGAUGACCCUAAGUUUGAUCAGACUGAAUGAGGAACUGUAUUAGACUAUCUUAAUGACUAAUUUCCAACUACAGUCUACACAGGUCGUGUUUACCUGCUUUCAACACAAGGAAAUGUUGAAACAUGAGCCAGGAGGAAGUUGAGUAAUUAUCCAUUUCUCAAGACCAGUUCCUUAACUCCACUAAUCAAAUUUAAAGGACUGUGACAUUGCUGGGUUUAAUCCCUCAAUUGGCUAUGGGGACAAGGCUUUAAUCCCCAGUUUGUGGAUGCAGAGAGGGGGGUUUGAGGCCAUGUUUUCAAUACACUUUACUGAACUUGGUCAGAGCAAAGCACCUGCUGUGUAGCAAAAGCAUUAAAGGGAGACAUGGUUUGAGUAGUUUUUUGCAUAAAUUGGUGCACACAUGACAAAAUGGAGCUUGACCGAGUGUCUCUGAACAUCAUAAGAUCUAUGUUCUCUUUUUAUGUUUUCUAUUGAUGCAGAUGGGAGAGUUUGACAGAAAUGCUCUUGGCCGGGUCACAGUGUACUCCAUUCAGGGCUGCCCACACUGUGUACAAGCAAAAGCCAUGCUGGGUCGUUUGGGAGUACCAGUGUGUGAUGUUGAUGUAGGGAAACACCCGGAGUUAAGAUCCAGGGUGAAGGAGUUAACAGGACGCAGCACAGUCCCUCAGAUCUUUUUUAACAAUAUCCAUGUUGGGGGCAAUGAUGACCUACAAAAGCUGGUGAGGAACACACACAAAUAAAGAUGUUUCUUUUCUGUUUUGCUUUGAGUAAGGCUGAGCGGUGACAGAAAAUGACUACUUUUAUUCACUUAACAUGUGAUCAUGUUAAUGUGUUUCUUUUUCUCAGCCUCCUGAAGAACUUCAGCGGUUAGUAAAUCUGGUCAAGGAAGAGCCUCUUCCGGCAGAUGCUCCACCUCUACCAGAGGAGAGUCAAUUAGAGGACAUGAGCAGAGACACUGAUGGAGGUGAGGAAGUCAUUUGUCAGACUAUAAAGACUAAACUUUAUUUUUGUUCCUGAUCUGCCUCACCAUAAAAAACAGGCCUUAUAUUAUUCAUGGAAAUUUGGUACAAAAACAGACUUAACCAUUCUGUCCUUUUAACUUGUCAUGUAUACACAGUACCUGCUGUGUUAAACUGUGAAUGUACAGAGCUUUCAGUCAUUUGUUUGGUCUGCUCUGGUAAUGUUUCAUGCAUAAAAAGGAGCCUCACCAAUGGUAAAGCUUCCCUAUUGUGAGACACAGACACCAAUGAACAUGAGUUUACAACUAGGCCUGGCAUAUGUGGGCAUUGUGGUAUGUUUUGGGGAAACAGCAGGUCUGUGUGUCUGUGUGUGUGUUUGUGUGUUUGUGUGCAUGUUUGCACGCAAGUUCAUGUUCAGUCACUUUUGCUAGCACAGACAGUUGAUACAGGAAAAUUGAUGCUCCAGAUGAGCCUGGUGGCCCAGCCUGUCUUGCUGUACCUCAUUAAUCUGAAAACAGUGUAUAAAGUCCAUACAGCAGGGAGCUUACACAGCCCUUUAUGGAACAAUAACCUAAUUUGCAGUAAUUAGCUUUUUUUUAAACCUCUUAGUGUCUGAGGGGGCGUUUGAUUAUGUUUGCCUUCAUUAAACAGUAAAAGCUAGAAUGGGAUGAGCUGUGGGAGAAAAGAAAGAGGAGCAGAGAAAUGAGGACUCAAAUGAAAGCAUUGAAAAGCUGCAGCCAGAGUUCAGCCCUUGUGCAUAGGGCCUUUUACCCCUGAUCAGGUGGAAACCAGGUCACCCACAGAGUGAGUGUUGCUGUUGUGGUAGCAAUAUUCUUGCUAGUUCAUUGGGAGCAAGCUGGCACCUAUGUUUUGUUAGAAAAGUGCCUUCAUUGGAUUUUUGGGUAAAUAUUCAAGUUGCUCUUUAUAACAUACAGUAUUUUGUUUGAAUGUAUUAAGAUGUUAUAUCUGUGUGUCGUUUGUGGGGGGACUUAAAUAUGGUGAGAAUCAAUCAGUUGUUCUUUUAAGGUCAGGAACAGUGUAAUAAUUCGCCAGUUUGUUGUAAUGCUGUCUUCUUGUCUUUUUCCUUUUGUACCAGCUGAUUAAUGUACAGCCAACCUUAAAGACUUAACAUAAAUCAUUUAAGUUACAUUCCCACUUUGAACUCUUCCUUGUAAAAAAUUCCAAUUAGCCAACUUUAUCACCUUGUACUUUUGACCAAUGAGAUGUGACCAGUGGUUAUAUGCUUAGCAGAAUAGUUGCACAUAUUCUUUAACUUCUCUGUGUGAAUUUGUGUGUUUCUGUUUGUCUGUACAUGGGGUGUUUCGCCAUAUUCCUGCCCCUUCAGAUUUUCAGUGUGAAAGAGAUGAGUUUGCCGACCUGGUAGAGGACCUCAAACAUGGCAGUGUGAUUGGCAAUCAUAGGAGGGGACUGACAGUGUACAAAAAGAGCUUCUCAGGUGAUCAACUGGUUGACUGGCUGCAGAGAGAGAAGGGCAUGGGUAAGUAAGGCUGUAGACCUGGAGUAAACUAGGCGAGUGAAUCAUCUCCGAAACCAUACAGUGUGAAGUCAAAUUCAGACCUUUCACCUCCCUUACCAUGGCCCUAUGUGUGCUAGCUAGGGCUGAGGCCUGUAAAACUGGUCAAGCAUUGUUGCAGAAGAAGUACAUGGUGAGUGUGCGUGGCUGUGGGCAGCAGGAUGGCAGUUUUGGAGAAGGAAAGGGAACCAUGGACACCCUUUACAGGCUGCUGGAGGAUGACCCUCAUUCAGCUCUCAACGCAGGACAGACAGCAGCAUGCAGUCCCAUCGAGGGUAGGUCAGGUCUGUGCCAUGCAGGCUCUGAGGCGUAAAGACACACAACAUCUCAAUCGCACAAACACUGGUGUCUGUUAGUGCUCUCUUUCAGCUGCUGCUGGUUGGGUAUGUGAUGCUGUUGGGUUGGCUUGGGUUUGUGUUUUCUGGCAGUGAGCUUACAUGCGUACCAAGAAAUAAACUAAGGGGUUUUGAUAUAUCUUUUGAUGGCCUAAUUAAAAAAUAAAAAAUUUUCUGGGACUACCAUCUCUUCAUGUGAUGGCAAUGAUCAAAGUUGAGCGCGGAAAUUUCAUACUACCAAAGAAGAAAGGAAUUUCAGCCCUACUAAUGAGUUCCAAGUUCAUCAAUGAUGAGAACUCUGAAUCUAUCCAGACAGAUACAGAGAAAAGAAACAGAAGGCCUCAAAGAUGUAUCACUCAAGCUCCGCUGGUGUCUUCUUUAGACUGUCAUGUACUGUUCAGGUUGUUGUUUCUUCAAGUUUUGGUCCUUGUGGUGGUGGUGAGUCCCCUGACCUUAUUUCAACUAACUAAACAUUGCACUCCUUUGGUAACUAACUAACAAUAUAAACUUUGUUUUACAACUCUGUGUGUUUUAAGCAGUAGAGCUAUUAUGCUUUGGUGUUUUACUCUGGGACUUGUCUGUCGUACACCUUCACAGCUGAUGUUCCCCUUCCUGUUUGUCCAAAUGUUACUUUUUACAUCCCACAAGCUAUUUCCUUAGGUGUAUUUUACUGUUAUUUUAGCUUGAAUUUACUGAGACAGCUCAUUUUUUAAACCAGGGAAUAAAACCCUGUUGUGCUAAUUAAACAUAAAACAUGGAAUAUAGUUGUAUCAAAUUAGAGAAUUGUGAACGAGUUUAAUACUUUUUGAUUCAUUUUCAAUGAAUAAACUGUCAUAUUGUUGAUGGUCACCACAUGUAAAGCGAAAUGUAACAAGCCAUGUUUAAACUUUAUGACUUUUAAAAUUAAAUUUUUUGAAAUUAUGAGAAAACAUCUAAAGGUCAAUCCAAAAAGGAUGUAAAAUACAGAAAUGUCCAACUUCUGAACAGGACACUUAUUUAUACACACAAUGUUUGGUUGGGGCUCCUUUACCACAAAUCAUUUUUUUUAAGUAGUUGAUGGAAAGUAUAGAAAAUAUUCACGAUAUUCUUAUAUAUUUGGAUGCACCUGUUUAAAUGUUGUUGUGAUUUUUAAGGUUGACUGUGGCCCUGCUAACACAAAUGCUUGGUUGUUUUGGUUCAAUGCUUGGAUCCUCACCUGUAAAUACUGUUCAAUGAAUGAAUCAUCUGAGUCUCUUACUCUCUCUCUCUCUCUCUCUCACUCUCUCUAUCUAUCUAUCUAUCUAUCUAUCUAUCUAUCUAUCUAUCUAUCUAUCUAUCUAUCUAUCUAUCUAUCUAUCUAUCUAUCUAUCUAUCUCUCUCUCUCUCUCUCUCUCUUUCAGCUGCUGAGCUCUCUUUGCUUUUACGGGAGAUGAUUCUAAAAUUGUUCUCAGAGCAUCUUUCUGCCGAUGGAAAGGUAAUGUUCCCAUCAGCUUUCUUGGCUUCACACUUAGUGUAUAGGCCUGUCUGCCUGGUUGCUUUUGUCUACAUGCUUUGAUAAUGGUUCUUCGUGCUGUUACACUGUGCCAGUUGUGUCUAAUUUGUGGUUUCAUGUGCAUGGAUAGAGCAGAGUGCUGCACACGUAGGGUUACCUUGUACUGUUUGUUAUAGUUGUGAGGCUGCUCAUGGUGUGUUAUUGUUUGUCAAAACAGCUGAACUACAUAAGAUAUGUCACUGACCCGUGACUUUGUCAUGCUCUGAUCCUACUUUCUUUCUCUUGUCCGCUCUCACUCAGUCAGUUGACUACAAAGGCAUGUCAGUGAGCCCUGCCUUUGAGCGUUACUGUGAGCUGGCCAUUCAGCUGCAGAGAGUGGAGCUGCUUUCACUCAGCCGGGAGGAGAAGCUUGCUUUCUUCAUCAAUAUCUACAAUGCCUUGGUCAUCCAUGGUUACCUGCGCCUGGGGGCCCCUACCAACAUGUGGCAAAGAUACAGAGUAGGUUAUUCCCGUUUUUUUAGUGAUAAAAAAAGAAUGGUGUUGUCCUCAGAUUAUUGCAGAGUAUUUUACAGCCACGUUGAAAUGUAUGAAUGAAUGAACUUACAAUGAAAGUGUGUUUUGUGUCUUAGUUCUUUAACUAUGUGAGCUACCUCAUUGGAGGGGAGGUGUUCACAUUACAGGACAUUGAAAAUGGAGUUCUAAGAGGGAACAGAAAAGGUGUCGCACAGCUCCUGAAACCUUUCUCCAAAACAGACCCGCGACUACAAGUACUAUUAAUUAUUCUCAGCUGAUCACUUAACCAUUGUGUCUUGUGGAAAAUAACGCGUCUAAUGUUGGAUUGUAUUGCUCAUUUUGUCCACUAGGUGGCCCUUCCUGAUGCUGAGCCUCUUAUCCACUUUGCCUUGAACUGUGGCGCAAAGGGCUGCCCACCAAUCAAAACGUACACCCCACAGGUGAGACAACAGCUGCUGCAUCAGCGUUUUUUAGGAACCUGAUCCCUCUCAGUCUCAGCUCAUAAUAAUCCUGAAAGAAUAAACUCAUUCAUUGACCUGUGCUGUAAUCUACAGAGAUAGAAAACUAAGUACAAAGACAUCAAUUAAAACAACAGGAGCUUUUUUGUUCCAGUCACGAUAAAAGGAAUUAUCUCCACUUUUAUCCUUUUAUUCUUUAUCCUCUUCUUUUUAUUGCUAUAAUACUGCUUUUAUCUACAUGUAAUUACUCGUCUUUAGUAGUUAUUAGUUAAGCUGUUAUUAUUUUAUCAUAAUAAAAAUGAAAGCUAUUUUCAUAGUUAUGUGUUUUUUGAUUUUUUAACUUAUUUGUGUCUUCUUUCCUUUACUGUUUAGAUUUUUCUAUAGGUGUGUUAUUCUCUACUUCUUCUGUUUCUUUGUAUAUAAAUGCCUGUUUUCCAUCUGUUUGGGGGGUUAUUUUGUUUGCAGUUGCUUUGAAGCACUUUCAAUUCUGUAUAAUAUGUAUGAAAAGUGCAAAAUAAAUAAAGCUUGAUCAAUAAAUUGAUUGAAGUAAAUAAGUCAACCUAAUGGGGAUGUACUAGUAGGCUGUCUACCUUCGCUGUACAACAUUCCCAAAAUCCCUUUUUUCUUAUUAAUCCUGUCAGGAUAUUGACAGCCAGCUCCGCACAGCUGCUGAGGCUUUCCUUGAGAACGAUGACGGCUGUGUGGUGGAUUCUGGGAAAAGAGAAGUGCGGCUCAGUCAGAUUUUCAAGUGGUACAAAGCGGACUUUGGAGGCACUGAUGAGAAGGUUAGUUUGACUGCUUAUUAGGAAUAACACCUUGAGUAGAAGUGUGCUUCACACACACUUAAUUACUCUAUAAUUAUGGCUGUGGUCCAAAGAGUAGGCAUCCAUUUCUACUGUCAUUUUCAAGAGCCAACUAAUGCAGGUCAUGAUUGAAUCCAUAUAGUGACUCAAUAUUUACAGUGGCAUUUCAGCAGCAAUUGAAACUGAACCUAAAUAGCCUUGUACUCACUGGCAAACCAAGCUUGCAGUCUGACUUGGAGACAUACCAGUCUAAAAUGUUUGAUCCAGUUAGAUACCAACUGUUACAAUUUACACACGUCCUGAAGUCAUGGUGCCUGGUUGAAAUAACCCAAUAACUCUGAUCUAGCUGUUAAUCUCAGACGGUGUUUUAUCUGCCCCUGCAGCUACUGAAGUGGGUGCUGGAACACAUGGGUGACUCUCCAAAGAAGACCAGCCUGCAGGAUGUCCUUUCUGCUGGGAAGACCAAAGUCAGCUUCCUCCCUUAUGAUUGGAGCACCAACAGCUCCCACUGAGCAUACACACACACACACAGAAACAGUCACAUGCAGUUAUAUGCUCUGUCGUCUUUGCAUCUGUCCACAACCUGGAGGUUUGUGACGACAUGUUGCACAAUGCAGUCCUCUGGUCCUAAACAAUGCAAAUGUUUUUUUUAUGCAAAAAACGAUAAUGAUAAUUGUAAACCAGGUGGUGAGAGGGGAUAUUUGCACUGUACAACUGAUUCUCUUGUUGGCUUAUCAUAGCUUUAAGGACAAAUUGUAAGCUUCCUCACCCUCUAUUUGUAUGUCAGGAGCUCUGUGUGAGUUGUAUGCACUUAAUAUUUAUUUGUCACAACAGUGAGAUUUAAAAGGAAAAAAGAUACAGCAAGAAACUUAAUGCAGCUGGUAGUGUGUUGUGCUCAUGAGGCAUACGUCAUUUAAAAAAGCUAACUUAUAGCAUGCUGUAUGGUAAUAUCACAGGAUGGCUAACCCUCUCCAGUUCUGGUUUGUCAACAUCAUGUCAGGAACUCAGGCGUCAGCGAUGAUCAAGAUCUUCACGCUUUUCUACAACACUUUCUGGGUUGUUUGUUGAGCAUUUACACAGAGCAGAUGGGAAAACACUCUGCCUUGACAAGCCAUAUCAAACCCCUUCAGCCUCCAGAUCUACUCAUUCAGGUUUCAUGCUGCCUCAUUAUUCCGGUGCCAUUUGUAACUGGCAGACAUCAACAUGUUACUGUAUUUUCUUCAGGUAAAGGGACUAAUAUCUCAUGUCAGUGGAUUAUUCUGUUAUCUGAUGUCCCGUGGAAAUUUACAUCUAAAAAAGGAACAAAACUCGGUCAGUGACUGCAACACAUUCAGCCAGUGACAUGAGAUGUCCCUUUUAUCAGACAAAGUCCAGUAAAAUGCCUCUAAGCUGAUUGGCACAGGUUGAACUGGAGCUGUAGUGUGGUGCAGGGUCUAUACGGGCACUGUAUGUAUCCCCCUAAAGUCUCUGGAUUUGUGGGCAGAGUUUUUUUGCGGGAUCCUGUCUGAAUUUCCAAAAAGGUGUGCUUGCAUGUUGUGUUUACUAAUCUGAAGUUAUAUUUAUUAAGGGUCUGUCUUCAUGAUUAUAACCCUGAGUUUCAAUCCAGGUCUUCCAUCUUCAAUCAGAAAAGUGCUAACUUACCUGUUUUUCUAACAAGUGAUAUAAGAAGAGUUAUGAUUAUACUGUUUAUGAGUCAAAUCUUUAGAAAAACUGCUUCCAUUUGGGAUGAUACUGACAAGCUCUUUAUUUUUAAUAGAGUAAGAUAGAAAGGCCUUGAAUAGAUGAUUUAAAAAAGAAAAAAUAGUUAUGACUAUAAAGUGUAGCAGUUAGUUUGAUUAGAGAGUGCAUUUCUUUUUGUCUAUGUUCAGUUUAAAUGUACAGUGUGCCCCACUUAACCCCAAAUUGUCCGUCACUGGAUUACUGAGCCUUAAAUGUUGAAGCCUUUCUUUUUUACACCCUGGAAAUCUGUUGUUUAUUAACGUGUGAUGGACACAUUAGCUCAAUAUGGUUUCCACAGACGAGUGCUCUGAGUGUGCAGAUUCCUAAAACGAAUGGGGAUUUUACUUCUCAGGUCAAAGGAUAAUGUGAGUGAAACACUGUUAAGUUUUCUGGUUUAAUGACCCAGUAGAUGCUGCAUGCUGUAGAGGAACUAUCUGCAGGCCAAAACUCUUUACCAUAUCAUCAUCAUGUCUUAACACACUCGUAUAUCAGUUGCUUUUUCUCUGAGCUGUAAGCAGCACCAAAGCAUAUGGAUUCAUAAUUAGCAUGAGUUUAAACUGGAAUGCUUUUGCUGCAUGAGAUACUGGAAAUCCUUCGAUCUUGAAUGCUGCCUCCGUUUGUUUUGUUAUACAGCUAUUAACUCAGCUACUCAUUACAGUAUAUUAGGGAAGACUUAGACUCUUACACAAAGCCCUCAGUUUAACUAAGUCUUAGAAAGCCUUACAGUGGGAAAAAGCCUACCCUAUCUAAAAUGUCAUCUUUUACAGGCAAUAGGUUUAUAACAAUGUGCUGAUAAUAAACUGCUCUUUUUGAGAGUACAUGCCUUUAGUGAUAACUGUACCUGGGCUUUUCUGUUUACACAAAAAGGGGAGAUAUGUCUGCUAAAAUUGAGCAAAGAAAAGGAUUUCCCUUAACAUGAUCUCCCUCAAAAUUACCUCAUGAAUCAGGAAAAUAUGAUGCAAAAACUUUUUUAAACAGGCAAAUUUUAAAGUAAUUAUUGUACCUGCCUCGCUCCUGGGGUCAACAAUAAGCAAUAUGUUCGUGAAAAAGUAAAUAUGCAAUGCUGACCUAUAAAAUAAAGGUGUAUCUGCUGUGUCA